GUUAUGAUCAAUACAUAUACGACCUAUAGGCUCGGCGUGUUCGUAUAUACAGCUGUAAGGGCACGCAGAGAGAACGGGUCUUUGUGUGGGGAUAUGACGGAUUUGGUUUUUUUCUGAAUACGUUUGUGUGAGUUAAGGCGGGAGGAACUUGACGUGCAUUUUGACAUGGAAUAUUGUAUCUUGGCCAGUUGUCGACUGACGGGAAAGAUCUACUGCCCAGUCCGUUGAACAUCACCGUCAUGUUGGCGACGUCGUGCACGCAUGCGUCUCAACACUUUGGUGUUAACGACUCACCAACAACGUCUUGCUAGCUUCAAGCCAAGGCACAAUGGGAAAUCAGAAAGAACCGACUCGUCGACGACCUAAAAGGUCAAGGCUAUCAUCAGCAGGAAAAUUACUUCCGGUUCAUAAUCUCGGUUUUGAUGACAAUAACGAUGACCUUGAAAGCGUCAGCUUCCUUCAGAGCUCGGAAUCCUUGGGCAGCUCGUCUGACACCAAAAUACCGGAACUAGUUUGUUCAAAAUUUGCAGUUAUCGGAGAUCCUCGCUCCAGAAAGAUUAAACACCGGACGAAAACCAAAUACUGGACUAUGCCCGUGUUAGGCAAAGAGAACAGCUUGCUGGUGGCGGAAUCAAACGACCGGUUGUUUGACCGUAAGAACUUAUACGGUACCAAGCAACGUAAGCAAUAUCAGAGACUGGUAAGGGAUAAAACUGUCGUAGCAUCGGCAGACACCUGCACUCCGAGGCGAUCCAUGGACAAAGAACGGGACUAUAUUUUGGCGGAUUACUACAGAACGGGGGAUUUCAAGAAAUAUGAGCGUGAUGAAGUUCACAUCCCAACGGUGUAUGAGAACUACUUCAGCAGACGCAUGAACAAAGACUUGUAUGUUCGUCAUAAGUACUCUGAGGAAUACCGGAAGCGGAACUCGAGAUUUCCGACAUGCGCAAGAAGCCUCCUUGACGCGGAUGCUGGGACUCACUUCUGUGACGUCCUAGGGAAGAGGUUCUGUAAAUGUUGCGAAGAGUAUUCCAACAGACUGUUUUCAUGGAAGUAUGAAAGGCGGAAGCUGCUGCCAUUUCAGUCUUUCUUUGAAUAUUAAUUGUUGAAAAAACGCUUUUUUUUCGUGCGUAAGAAGAGAAAGAAUCUAUUUAUAUGACACGGUUACUGACUCAAAGACGUAAGCCUUGGUACCCUACAUCGAUAUACAGUAAACUACGGUUAUAACAAACUCAAAUGGACCACUAAUUUUAGUUCGUUAUAACCGUAGUUCGUUAUAAGCAUAUAAACAACAUCUAAACAACAAAUGGCCGGGACCAAAAAUAAAGUUCGUUAUAUCCGUCAGUUCGUUAUAAGCGUGUUCGUUAUAAACGUCUUUUACUGUAUACAGGACAAACACUAUUUCAUGCGUUCUCGUAGCUACGUAUUACGUGUGUCGACGGGUUAUUUCCACGAACCUACUUGCCUUUACUAGCCUGUGUUAAAGGAUGACUUCAGAACAAGCGUAUUGCUAAGAUCGGUUUGUGCAGGAGUGCCAAGAUCAGUCCAUGCCUCUCAGCACAAAGAACUCAACGUAAAAG
Haliotis rufescens (red abalone) is the source of this 1580-nucleotide messenger RNA. RefSeq lists its product as uncharacterized. NCBI's taxonomy places the organism in Eukaryota, Metazoa, Mollusca, Gastropoda, Lepetellida, Haliotidae. The coding region runs from base 329 to 1102 and encodes 257 amino acids. The record is from RefSeq and is a predicted model, not a curated record. The transcript is spliced from 3 exons.